GUGAAUACGGAAUACGUAUCUGUAUUGCGCAAUUUCCGCAAGCGGUGCAGUCUGGGGUUCUGCUGCACACAACACAGGGCUGGCGCAACUGGCUAGCUAGCUGACCACUUGAAAUGGACGUGUUCUUAAUGAUCCGGCGUCACAAGACUACAAUCUUCACAGACGCCAAAGAGUCCACCACAGUGUAUGAGCUGAAGCGCAUUGUUGAAGGAAUCCUUAAGAGAACGCCUGAAGACCAGAGGCUCUACAAAGAUGACCAGCUGCUAGAGGACAGCAAAACCCUUGGUGAUUGUGGAUUCACUAACCAGACUGCCAGACCUCAGGCCCCAGCUACAGUUGGUCUGGCUUUCCGCAUAAAUGACGAGAUGUUCGAACAGCUUCACAUUGAGGCCUUCUCCAGCCCCCCAGAACUCCCUGAUGUGAUGAAGCCUCAGGACUCGGGUAGCACUGCUAAUGAGCAGGCCGUGCAGUGAUGAUGGGGAGAGAGGAAACGAGCAGUGGAGAGGAGGAUGGAAAUGGGUGUGUGUGGAUUCACUGCAGUGGAGAAGUAGUAGGGUGGAGAAUAUGUAAUAUAAUAUAAGUUGAUGGAUGGGGACGUUAAGGGUAACCAAACCUAUCCAUGUUACCUUCAUGCUAUCAUCCCAGCAUCACAACCUCUCCCCUCCUCCUGAAAAUAGCUUCACAAAUCAUUUUUAACCUUUUUGUCCCCACAUCACAUGCAGUUCUGCUCCUCGAUUUUGCUCUUAAUUACCAACCUGCUCAAAGAUUUUGAGUAAAGAAGUUGGUUUUGGAAAGUAUGAUUGUUUUGUGAGUGUGAGUUAUUCUAAUUAUUAUCUUUAAUAUUUUGGAAAAGGUGAAGGCGUAGUUGUGUGUCACAGUGAUCUAGAAGUAACACGUGUAGGUAAGGAGUCUGGUGUCUGAAUCGGCAAACUGCAUGAACAAGUUUAAAAAAAAAAGGCUUUAUUUUCACAUGAACAGAUGAACCUUCAACUACUAAGUUUCCUUGGUCUGAUUUUCCCAGUUUUGUUGUACAUUUCUGAUUUGAUUUCAUACCAAGAAAGAAAGUCUUUAUGGUUCUUGUGUGUACAUUUAUGUUGUCAUUUUGUUUGUUUUCAGUAUGUCAGUUCUUUGUUGUGUGUUUAAUGCACUGAGACCAAAGGCAGGUACCUCUUUGACAACAGAGGGACUUUUUAUUUGGUCAAAGAACAUUUGUUUGUGACAUACACUGUCAACAGGAGAAGAAUUUCUGAUGUUACAACUUCCUUUUAAAAAUAUACCACAUGUCACCAACAUAAAUGUGGCCCCCUCCCCUAAUCACACAAACAUAGCCUGUAACUGUGAGCUUGCUUAAUUAAAGUUUUUUCCUGUUUUCUUUUUUA
Cheilinus undulatus (humphead wrasse) is the source of this 1379-nucleotide messenger RNA. RefSeq names its product elongin-B-like. The transcript has 4 exons. Gene Ontology annotation, molecular function: protein binding. NCBI's taxonomy places the organism in Eukaryota, Metazoa, Chordata, Actinopteri, Labriformes, Labridae. Gene Ontology annotation, cellular component: elongin complex; VCB complex. Gene Ontology annotation, biological process: transcription elongation by RNA polymerase II. The coding region runs from base 114 to 473 and encodes 119 amino acids. The record is from RefSeq and is a predicted model, not a curated record.